Molecule: messenger RNA, 2179 nt
Organism: Lontra canadensis (Northern American river otter)
Lineage: Eukaryota; Metazoa; Chordata; Mammalia; Carnivora; Mustelidae
Gene: MAPK10
Product: mitogen-activated protein kinase 10
Exons: 15
Coding region: 710-2104 (464 amino acids)
Biological process (GO): JNK cascade; protein phosphorylation
Cellular component (GO): cytoplasm; nucleus
Molecular function (GO): JUN kinase activity; ATP binding
Source: RefSeq, a predicted model, not a curated record
GUCAUGUGUGCUCCUUUCGGUUGCCAUAGCAACCCCAUUCCCCAAGCCCUCUGUCUGUCUCCUCUGGUAGGUUCCACAAUGGUACAGGCAGCAUCACGCUGCACAAUGGUUUCCAGGCAGUGAAAGAGGGUGAUUCAGCAAGCCACUCUUCUUCUUCUUCUUUUAAAAAAAAAUCCUCCCCUUCUUUUUUUAUUUUUAUGGGGGUGGGUGGUGCUUGUUAUAUGCUUACCUUUUUCUUUUCUUUUUUCAUUUUUAUAAUUUUCCUUUUUUCUCCUCACCCCUCAAUUCGUCGGGGCUUGAGUGACUUUAAGAUUGGGUUUUCUUGGAAAUCACCUGUCUAUCAUUAAUUUUAAACCAUUUCCCCACCUCCAAAGAAUCUAUUCCUUAUUACAAUUUGGAAUGUGGUUAAUGAAAAACAAGUAGGGAGGAUUUCUGGGGCAAACACUGCUGGAUCAGGAUCGUAGUUCUCAAGCACGGAAUGGCUAGCGUGAGGAACACCAACAGCAGGACCAUCUCAGAUCUUCAUUAUGGCAACUCAUGCAAGAAGCUGUUGAAUUAGAACAAUUUCCUAUAGAUGAGAAACCAUACAAGCAGUGGACAGAAUGUUUAACUGCUGGUGCCACAUAGAGCAGCAUGAAGUCUCGCGGUGCAUGGGUGCGUUGUAAAACACCACAGUGCUACCACACUCCAUGAUACCAGUCCGGUAUUUAUGAGCCUCCAUUUAUUGUACUACUGCAGUGAACCAACCUUGGAUGUGAAAAUUGCCUUUUGUCAGGGAUUCGAUAAACAAGUGGAUGUGUCAUAUAUUGCCAAACAUUACAACAUGAGCAAAAGCAAAGUUGACAACCAAUUCUAUAGUGUGGAAGUGGGAGACUCAACCUUCACAGUUCUCAAGCGCUACCAGAAUUUGAAGCCUAUUGGCUCUGGGGCUCAGGGAAUAGUUUGUGCUGCGUAUGAUGCUGUUCUUGACAGAAAUGUGGCCAUUAAGAAGCUCAGCAGACCCUUUCAGAACCAAACGCACGCCAAGAGAGCUUACCGGGAGCUGGUCCUCAUGAAGUGUGUGAACCAUAAGAACAUUAUUAGUUUAUUAAAUGUCUUCACACCCCAGAAAACAUUGGAGGAGUUCCAAGAUGUUUACUUAGUCAUGGAACUGAUGGAUGCCAACCUGUGUCAGGUGAUUCAGAUGGAAUUAGACCACGAGCGAAUGUCUUACCUGCUAUACCAAAUGUUGUGUGGCAUCAAGCAUCUUCAUUCUGCUGGAAUUAUUCACAGGGAUUUAAAACCAAGUAACAUUGUAGUCAAGUCUGAUUGUACAUUGAAAAUCCUCGACUUUGGACUGGCCAGGACGGCAGGCACGAGCUUCAUGAUGACUCCUUAUGUGGUCACACGUUAUUAUAGAGCCCCCGAGGUUAUUCUGGGAAUGGGCUACAAGGAGAACGUGGAUAUAUGGUCUGUGGGAUGCAUUAUGGGAGAAAUGGUUCGCCACAAAAUCCUCUUUCCAGGAAGGGACUAUAUUGACCAGUGGAACAAGGUAAUUGAGCAACUAGGAACACCAUGUCCGGAAUUCAUGAAGAAAUUGCAACCUACAGUAAGAAACUAUGUGGAGAAUCGGCCCAAGUAUGCAGGACUCACCUUCCCCAAGCUCUUUCCAGAUUCCCUCUUCCCAGCGGACUCUGAGCACAAUAAACUCAAAGCCAGCCAAGCCAGGGACUUAUUGUCAAAGAUGCUAGUGAUCGACCCAGCAAAAAGAAUAUCGGUGGAUGACGCCUUACAGCAUCCUUACAUCAACGUUUGGUAUGACCCUGCCGAAGUGGAGGCGCCUCCACCUCAGAUUUAUGACAAACAAUUGGAUGAAAGAGAACACACCAUUGAAGAAUGGAAAGAACUUAUCUACAAAGAAGUAAUGAAUUCAGAAGAAAAGACUAAAAACGGUGUUGUAAAAGGACAACCUUCUCCUUCAGGUGCAGCAGUGAACAGCAGUGAGAGUCUCCCUCCAUCUUCGUCCGUCAAUGACAUCUCCUCCAUGUCCACCGACCAGACCCUGGCAUCUGACACUGACAGCAGCCUGGAAGCUUCAGCAGGACCCCUGGGUUGUUGCAGGUGACUAGCCGCCUGCCUGCGAAACCCAGCGUUCUUCAGGAGAUGAUGCGAUGGAACACACACACACACACAUGCACAC